AUGCCUCCCAAAGCUGCUUCCGCGUCGACUCCAGGCUCAGCCACUAAAUCGUCUGGAACUUGGGACAAUGUUGAGUUCCUCAACGAUCUCCUCGUCGCCUUCUAUCAGGUGGGCAACCAAGCGGGCAGCUUCAACCAGCAGAGCAAUGCCGCGAUCGUGGAGUUUUUGACUGCCCAGGGCCAUGAGACCUCAUGGAAAUAUCCUACCACUCCGUCGUCUUAUUUGCUAUUCAUCAUGGGUGCCCCGAAGUCUGCCGAUGCUACUCUUUCUGGUAACAAGCCCACCCGUGGCUGGGAUGCCGCAGCACAUGAAGCUCUCCUGUUGUGCGUCAUUGAUGAAGUCAAGGGCGGCAAGGCUUUCUUGACCGAGGUCACCCGAAAGAUGCAGGCUCGAGGCUACACCUACAGCUACGACGCCAUCAACCAGCAUGUUCAGAAAUUGCGCAAGAACCGCGAUACCACUGGCCUUGCCACUACCGCUGACUCUGGUGCUGGAAGUGCCAAAGGUGCUACUCCUCGCAAGACGGCCACUCCUCGCAAGCGCCGCACUCCCAAGAAAGAGAUUGUCGCGGAUGACGAUGACGACAUGAAUCUCAAGCUGGAGGAGGCUAUUGAAGACGAGGAAAUGCGCAGUCCAUCGAUCAGGCCUUCUAAGCGCGCCAAAUCCGUCGCCUCGUGA
Molecule: messenger RNA, 678 nt
Organism: Trichoderma virens Gv29-8
Lineage: Eukaryota; Fungi; Ascomycota; Sordariomycetes; Hypocreales; Hypocreaceae
Exons: 3
Coding region: 1-678 (225 amino acids)
Source: RefSeq, a predicted model, not a curated record